Messenger RNA from Poecile atricapillus (Black-capped chickadee), 4657 nucleotides. RefSeq names its product docking protein 7 (gene DOK7). Bases 2054 to 4300 code for a protein of 748 amino acids. NCBI's taxonomy places the organism in Eukaryota, Metazoa, Chordata, Aves, Passeriformes, Paridae. The record is from RefSeq and is a predicted model, not a curated record. Gene Ontology annotation, molecular function: protein kinase binding. The transcript has 11 exons. Gene Ontology annotation, biological process: positive regulation of protein tyrosine kinase activity; neuromuscular junction development.
UUUCAGCUGGUGAUGCUCCCAGUUUAGUGCAAGUGUCAUACACAUUUCCAGGGGGCAGAUGUAAGCACCUGGAUGUUUUUCAGCUAUUGAUAUACUUAAACAGUAGCUUGAAAGACUGAUAUCCACCUCUGGGAUCUUGAUUUCAAAACAAGCUGUAGACUCUUGUUGUGUGGCUCUGCCUCCCUGGCCAUUUGCAGUAUGAGUCUGGCUUGCUUAAUGUCCUAAAAUGAAUGUGACCGUGUGACAGGACUAACUGUACCUGCUGCUGAGACAAGUGCUGCAUCAGCAGGAAGGAGCUAUUUGCUCUUCUUUGGAAGGGAUUGAUCAGGAACAGGUUUGCAUUCUAAGAUGAAGCCAUUCUGAAUUUCUGUAUUUGUUCUGUGACUUCAGUUUCGCUUUGAAAUUAAAAUCUGUCCACACUGUGCAGAGUAUGAUCUUGCAGUUUCGUGUUGUACAUACUCUCUUGGUCUUCUCUUGUGGUACAGAAGGUGGCUGUUUGAUAGGAACACUGUUAGACUGGUGUUUCUGACAAUUUGUCAAGAGUUCUUUAGCUGUCCUGUUUUCAAAAAUACUGCUUGUAUCAGUACACAGCAACACCAGUACAAACAAUAACACACCUAAAAAAAUAUAUAUUGAAUGGUCUGCUUUCUGCCCUCAAGGGUCUAAAUGACAAAUCUCCAGCUGAUACUAAUUUGAAUACUUUGAGUGCAUUCAAAUGAAUUUGUGGCUUUCAAAGCAGCCAGUUUAUCCACUGUGACUGCAUGGACUUGGUGGAACUAAGUGAAAAUCAUUUGAGCAUCAGCUGUGAGGUGAUUAGCACUGUAUUACAAGUGCAGAGUAGGGUUGGCAAGGAGAUGUCCAGGUUAUGUGGCAUGUCCUGGCCUCUCACGCCCUGACAUCAGUCACGUUCCUAUGGGGUGCUCCAGCAUCUUCCUCCUGCCUUUCUGUUGAGCAUUACCCCAUGGAAACUCAUUCCCCAUACCUUUCACCCCCUUUAAGCAAUUAUUGUUUUCAUUAAAAUGAAAACCAAACUCAAAUGUACUAGUGAAAUUUUUAUCAGACAUUUUCCCUAACUCUAUAUUGAAAUGAAUUACAAUGCAAAGCCAGUUGAACAAAUACUUCCCUAAUUCAUUAUGAAAAACACUUACAAGAUGAUUUUAUUAAAUUCUAUGUUAUUCCACGCAAACUGACCGAUUUAAAAGGAAGAAAUAAAUGCAAACAUCUAAAAAACCCCCUUCUAUUAUGCUACUGAAAGAAAAAUGUGCUGCAGAGCUGUUUAAAAAAAGCGGAAGAACUAAUUACCAUCAAAUAAGAUGCAGCAGGAGUAUUUUUGGAAUAAUGGACUCUAAUUAGUCCAUUGCUCGUGGAAAUAAAUCUGAGGACAUCAUUAACACAUCUUUUUCUAUUAAUUGUAGCUGUUUCGGGUUUGGUGUAAGCGGGUUGUUAUCUUGUGACAGUUGCAUUGCAAAGAGGAAAAAAAAAAAAGUGAGAAGAGUAUUUUUAUCUGGGGUAGUUGGCAGUGCCUUCUGGGAGCCAAGGAGAGCUGUAAUUAUACUUUUGAAAAGUGAAAAUUGGGCAUUAUAAGGAAGGUGCGGGAAGGGGGCGUUUUGGCCGGCCAGAGGCGGGUCCCGCUCCACGCAGUAAAUCCGGUGCGGGCUUUGCGGCCGCCCGGGCGCGGGGCAGCCCCGCGGUCAGCGGUAAAGUCCGGAGCCGGAUCGCGGCGGGGGUCGCGCCCGGAGCGGGUCCGCGGCGCUCCGGGUGCCCCGGCCAGCGCCUCGCGAUCUGAAAGCCUGCGGAAAAAAAAUAAUAAAAAUAAAAAUAAAAAAAUAUCAAAACCCCCGCCGGAACGCAACAGUAAAACAUGUGAACAGAGAAUCCCUGGGACGGCCCGCAGACCCCCUUGCCCGGGGGCCGGUCGGGGCCGGGCCGCGCCGCUCUGGCCGCCCGCCCGCGCGGGGCCCUAGCGGAGCUAUUUUGGAAGUGACCCCUCGGGCGGCCGGAGCGCGGGGCGGGCGCAGAGAGCCGGCGCAGCUGUCCGGAAUCAUGACUGAAGAUGACGGAUUCCGUGGUGGUGGAGGGUCACGUCAAGUUGAGAGACGGAAAAAAGGUCCCCGCUCCCGGCGCCCCUUCGGCCCGCGGGGGUCCCCGACCGCCGCCCCCUUGUCCUGAGGGGAGAGAGCCCGCUCUCCCCUCCCGGCCCCGGCUAACCCUGUCCCUUUGCCUCUCGUUGCAGUGGAAGAGCAGGUGGCUGGUGCUGCGCAAGCCCUCCCCGGUGGCAGUUUUGCUCCUUUUAGACUGUUUGCUCAUGCUGGUGUACAAGGAUAAAUCUGAACGAGCAAAAGGGCAUAAGGAGAGGAGCAGCAUGACCUUAGAAGACAUCUGUGGCUUGGAUCCUGGGCUCUCCUAUGAGGGCCUGAAUCACACCCUCGCAAUCAUCUGUCUCUCCCAAGUUGUGAUGCUGGGAUUUGAGAACAAGGAAACAAUGUAUGCCUGGGAUGUACGAAUACGCUACAGUUUGGGGGAAGUUCAUAGAUUUCAAGUCUUUGUAGCCCCUGGCACAAAACUAGAGAGUGGGCCUGCUACCCUGCAUUUCUGCAAUGACAUCCUUGUCCUUGUGAAGGACCUUCCUCCCAGUGUCAUGGGGCAGUGGAAACUCUCAGAUCUGCGUCGCUACGGAGCUGUCCCAAACGGAUUCAUCUUUGAAGGGGGAACCAGGUGCGGCUUCUGGGCUGGUGUUUUUUUCCUCUCUUGCACUGAAGGGGAGCAGAUCAGCUUCCUGUUCGACUGCAUCGUCCGCGGCAUCUCCCCGACCAAAGGCCCUUUUGGUUUGCGUCCAGUGCUCCCAGAUCCAAGUACAAACCCAGCCUAUUCAGAAGAAAGACUGGCUCAUGAAGCUUUGCAAUUAGAAAAGCGCUUGAGCUUGCUGUCCCAUACAAGUCGCCAAGGUAGUGGAGGAGAUGAUAGGAGUAUUUCAAGCUCAUCUUCAGAUACCAGCCACUCGGAUGUCAGUGUUGGGAGCAGGUUGACAGUGUGGCCUGAACAGUCUUCAGCCAGCACCUCUCAGGAGAGCCAUGGGCUGGCAGCUGCAAAGGGCAUUCACCUGGGAGAAGAAAAGACCCUUCCAGAAGGGGCACGUGGCACCGCUAAACCCCCUCCGAAGCCCCUCCGAUCCAGACAGCUGCAGGAAAUAGGUCGUCAGAGUUCUUCUGACAGUGGAAUAGCUACUGGUAGUCAUUCUUCCUACUCUGGAAGCUUCUCUUCCUAUGCUGGGAGCCUAGACAUUUGCCACGGUGAUGAGUUUGGAUCACUGCUAAGCUUGCCAUUGAACUUUCCUUCGGAUCAGAGUCUAUGUACUUGUCCUCACAGUGAGUCCCAGAGAGCUGUGGGAUCAGAGUACCAGGUUCCCAGCUCUCUCAGACACGUUUAUGAUAUACCCAGGAGUGUGUUACAGGCAGCUUCUAAAGAAGUGCAACUGAAGAGUGCAGAUUCCAUGUUACCCAAGGACCAGGCCCUGCCUGCUCAAGGUGCCAGUGACCCAAAACUGCUACUUCCACACUUGGAAGCACGGAGGGGACCUGAGCACGGCCAGCACAGAGGAAGGCCUUCAUCCUUACUCACAGAAAGCAGCAAGGACUCAAGUGAUGAGACAUAUGUGGAUUUUGUUUCAAGGUGGUCAGACACAAAACCACAAGGACAGGUGUCAGACUCCAAAAGUAGUGAGCUGUCACCACCUGGUGGGGCCUCAGCUGACCCCUGUGACACAUGUAGCCCCCACCCUGGGAUGACAAGAGCUCUUUUUUCAUCUUGUCCAAUCUGUGGUGGACUAAAGGGAACAGCAGUAUUACAGUCUGGAGUCUUACCAGCUAUAUCAGGUGGUGCUUCUGUCUUGGCAGCUUCUGGGUCUUUGAAAGUGCAUAGAGGGCACAGUCUCCAAGCUGGUCCUAAAGGUGGAUAUGAGAUGCUAACACUUCCUUCAGAACCUGGAACUCCAACUAGUUCUGAGGAACCUGAAGGGGCAGUAGGUUAUUCAGCUGAUGUCCCUACACCAGAUCGACCCCACAGUGAGACAGCCACCUAUGUCAAUAUUCCUGUCAGCCCUACUUCUAAAAAACAGCUUCACUACAUGGAACUGGAACUUCAAGAGUCUAGCACAAGCAUAAGAGGGAGUGGAUCGUCCCGGUAUGCCCAGAUUGACAUUGCAGCCACCGAGACAGCGCACAAAGUGGGGACGCAGCACGCGCAGUGCCGCGAGGAACGCCUGCAGGAGCUGGAGCAGAAGAAGAAAGGGGCUCAGCAGUGACCUGCCUAGGAAAGAACUUCGUGCUUGCCACAAAUUCAUACUAAUUCAUCUUGCAAAAGAUUCGUGUUUAUUGUAAAAAAGCACUCACACAAAACGCUGCCAUUGCCUCUUGCAGUUAUACCAGAUUCAUUCCGAUAUCUUGAUUCCUAAUUGGAAAGCUGAUAGCGUGAGGGAUGUGUUUGGUCUUUCCUUUUAUUUUAAUUUGGUUGUAAAUUCCAGAUUUACAUUUUUUUGUCAAAUGCAAUGCCAGAUGUAAGUUAACUUUUUCUAUAAUUCUAAAAUCUUGGAGAACCUGGAACCAAUUUCAGUGUCUAUUAAAUGGUGGCAUUUUCUUUGAAAAUAAAGAACUUGAAUGUG